Messenger RNA from Manduca sexta (tobacco hornworm), 1914 nucleotides. RefSeq names its product glucose dehydrogenase [FAD, quinone]. The transcript is spliced from 4 exons. The record is from RefSeq and is a predicted model, not a curated record. Bases 79 to 1914 code for a protein of 611 amino acids. Gene Ontology annotation, molecular function: flavin adenine dinucleotide binding; ecdysone oxidase activity. NCBI's taxonomy places the organism in Eukaryota, Metazoa, Arthropoda, Insecta, Lepidoptera, Sphingidae.
GUCGGCUCGGUACCAGGUGAUUACGUCUAUGGAGUUUUUUUCGUAAGGUAGGCUCCAGUGUUCUCGGGACGCUAAAGCAUGAUUUUUCUGAUUGCGUUCCUCGCGAGUGCUGCGUCGGUGAGCGGUUUGUUCCUGGGCGUGUCGCGCGCAAACCUGUACACAUACCCGCCUGGAAUACUGCUUGAAGACGAGUCGGAGUAUGACUUCAUAGUGGUGGGCGCGGGGGCGGCGGGGAGCGCGGCGGCGGCGCGGCUCGCGCUCGCCGGACAUGAUGUUCUGCUGCUCGAGGCGGGCGGAGACCCUGACCCUAUCUCUAAGAUUCCCUCCGCAUCAAUGGGUCUACUGGGCUCUCCAAUAGAUUGGCAGUACAAGACGCUGCCUAAUAAUAAAUCUUGCCUGUCGAUGCGCGGCCGCCAGUGCCAUUUCAAUCGCGGCAAGUGCCUCGGCGGCUCCACCACCAUCAACUACAUGCAGUACACGCGUGGCAGCCGCUGCGACUACGACAACAUCGGCGUCCCCGGCUGGACCUGGAAGGACCUCAAACCCUACUUUCUUCGCUACGAGGGUCUUCAGGUUUUGGAUAAGUUCCCUCGCUCCUCCAUCCCUUACCAUAACACCAGCGGCCUCAUGAAGAUCGAGUACUUUGAUGAUCCUCAAAUUCCGUGGCGUGGGAGAUUCAUCGAAGGCAUGAUGGCGCUUAAUUAUCCUUACAAUAGAGAUGUGAAUGGAAGAACUCAAAUAGGAGUUUCGAAGAUCGUGGGGUAUGUGUACGAGGCUGAGCGGAUGAGCACUGCACGAGGAUACCUCGCGCGCGAUGACGUUAAGACCAAGCUCAAAGUCGCCAAGCAUGCGUACUGCACUGGUGUCAUUAUCGGAAAAGGUAACGUGGCACAAGGCGUCACUGUCGUGCAGAACAAUGUUACAUACAGAAUUUACGCGAGGAGAGAGGUGAUAUUGAGCGCAGGCGCCGUCGGCACCCCCCAGAUACUCCAGUUGUCGGGCAUCGGCCCCGCCGACCACCUCCGCCAGAUGGGUAUACCUGUGCGUGUAGACCUGACCGUGGGGAACGACAUGAGCGACCACGUGCUGCCACUGAUGUUGAUACUGGUAGACAAGAAUGCGAGUAUAAUUGGGGAUCUGCAGGAAGUGGCCGGCGCCGCGAUCUCGUUCGGACAGUAUAUCAUCUCUCGUACAGGUCGGCUCGCCUCAAAUGGUAUUACUGAUGUUCUUGCAUUCUCUAAUAUGGAUUGCUAUGAUGAAGAGACACGACGACUGCAGACCAACGGAUCGUGCUGCGAGCUGCCCUCCUUGCAACUUAUUUGUGCUUACAUCGAUCGUAAGCUCUUGCAACUUGGCAAACCGUUUUUCCAGAAUGCAAUUAACUUUAACGAUGACGUCAUCGACCAGAUAAGUGAAGUUAACGGCGAUUACGCGAUAAUCGUGAUGUCUCCUAUCAUUCUGCAACCGCAUUCCCGCGGGAAUAUACGUUUGGCGAGUUCGGACCCACAGCAACCACCCGCCAUCUUUCCCAAUUACUUAGGCGACUCGCGCGAUGUGGACGCCAUGCUGAAGGCCAUCACGGUGGUGGAGCACUUGGUAGAGACGCCGCCGUUCAAGCAAAACAACGCGUCGAUUUUCCACAUCAGGUUGCCGUGUCCAUCGAUCGAGACGGAUAAGGCGGGGUACUGGCGGUGCUACGUGCGGCACAUGACGUACGCGGUGUUCCACGCGGCGGGCACGUGCGCGCUGGGGCGGGUGCUGGACGGCGAGCUGCGCGUGCGCGGCGUGCGGCGGCUGCGCGUGGCCGACCUCAGCGCGCUGCCGUACGUGCCGCGCGGCAAUACUGAGGCCGUCACCAUCGCCAUCGGGGAGAGAGUCGUCGACUUCGUGCUCCAGGAUAUUUCAAACUCCUAA